Molecule: messenger RNA, 1418 nt
Organism: Uranotaenia lowii
Lineage: Eukaryota; Metazoa; Arthropoda; Insecta; Diptera; Culicidae
Product: sodium-driven chloride bicarbonate exchanger-like
Exons: 6
Coding region: 139-1347 (402 amino acids)
Biological process (GO): monoatomic anion transport; regulation of intracellular pH; transmembrane transport
Cellular component (GO): plasma membrane
Molecular function (GO): sodium:bicarbonate symporter activity; solute:inorganic anion antiporter activity
Source: RefSeq, a predicted model, not a curated record
AAGCUCGAAGUGCCCAGAGAGUUCAAACCCACCAUUCCGGAUCGGGGCUGGCUGGUGUAUCCAUUCCACGAGAAGAACCCGAUCUGGUCAUCGGCCCUCGCCAUACUGCCCGCCCUGCUUGGCACCAUUCUGAUCUUUAUGGAUCAACAAAUUACGGCUGUGAUAAUCAAUAGGAAAGAGUAUAAGCUAAAUAAGGGCUGCGGUUACCAUUUGGAUCUGUUUGUGCUGGCUAUUCUGAUUCAGAUCUGCACCGUUAUGGGGCUACCUUGGUUUGUGGCUGCUACCGUACUCAGUAUUAAUCAUGUCAAUUCACUCAAAAAAGAAUCGGAAACGGCCGCCCCCGGUGAGAAGCCUCAGUUCCUUGGCGUUCGCGAACAACGAGUCACCCACAUACUGAUCUUCCUGACGAUCGGAUGUUCCGUGUUGUUGACGCCACUCCUGUCACACAUUCCAAUGCCAGUAUUAUAUGGCGUAUUUCUGUACAUGGGUUCCGCCUCGCUCAAGGGGCUCCAGUUCUUCGAUCGGCUACUGAUCAUGUUGAUGCCAGUCAAGUAUCAACCGGACUACAUGUUUUUGAGACAGGUACCAAUUCGUCGAGUGCAUCUCUUCACGCUGAUACAGCUGGCAUGUCUCAUUAUGCUGUGGGUGAUCAAAUCAUUCUCAUCAACAUCGAUUCUAUUCCCGCUGAUGCUGGUCGUCAUGAUCGGUAUCCGCAAAUCGUUGGAUCUGGUAUUCACUCGGCGGGAACUGAAGAUCUUGGACGACGUCAUGCCGGAAAUGACGAAGCGGGCCCACGCAGACGAUCUUCACCAACUGGAGGAUGGCGAGGACUCCAAUCAGCAUUCGGCCGACAAUCUGCAACUGCCGCUGGAAAACGGAGCCCUCAAUAGUAAAGGUAAAAUAAACAUAUCCGAGGAAGUCAACAGGACCACAAUCUGGAAGCAGGUCAACAAUUGCAAUAUUUUGUUCACGAAGAAACAAACCAAAACAGCUUCCAAUACGACAUCUACAAAACAUCAAAACUACCCACCGGAAAAUUUUACACCGAUUCCUGCCAACCAGCAAUUAUCAACUGAUACCAAAUCGAGAAAAUCCUCCGAUCCCGAGAAAAGACUGUUCACAAUGUGCGAGGAGGAAGAAACGAACCCGGAUCCGCGCCGAUUGACCCAUCAGAAGAGGACACAGAACAUGAAGCGAGAGUUUUGGAUGAACACAUCUCCAGAUGGUAACACCACCAUCAUCUUCACUCCUUCCGGAGCUGAUACGACGGGCACGAGCGAUUCAACGAUACAUCCCGAUAGCAUACGCCACGGGUCAGCGAAAAAUUGUUCGGAAACGCAAGUGUGAAAAGCAAAGUCCAGAUAACUUGUAUAGUAGAGUGCCCCAAAUGACCCGACUUUUGAAAAAGUUAUGCGCUG